UACAACUAAAUCUUAAACAAUUCCUUCAAUAUGUACAGAUAUAUCAGAAAAUACAAAUGUAAUUUUACCUCUGUCUAAAAUUAAUAAAUAUCGAAAGAAUUUUCAAAAAUAUUUAUACAUUGUAAAGCAUUGUCACAUAACCUUACAUAUCUGUCAAACUUCACGAAAUAUCUCAAAUAAUGUCCCAAAAAUAUUAUCAUGUAACCUCACAUUCUGUAAAGCUUCAUGAAGCAAGUAAUCUUGAAACGUUGCCUUUAGAAUUUAGUAACAAACACGAAUUACCCUUUACGUGUCACGUACGAUUAAAAAGUAGCGCGUAUUACGAUUGUUAAUUGACGCAUCGUCUGUUGAAAUUGAAGCGCUAGUAUCUAAAACUGGUUUUAUAAUACCGUUACAGUGUGGUUCGUAGCCUCACUGAAUGUGACAUUGUCGCGUUAUAUAUAUUGUGUCUCUUAUCGCAGUUUUAAAUAUUAAUCGUAUUAAUGACGACUGUUCAGAGGCAUACAAUUUUUACAAUACAAUCAGGAUUUGUUCUCUGACAUAUAAAGUAUAUUAUUUUCGUGUUAGAUAUUUAUUAAAAAUUGUGUCCAUCACUGUCAAUUUGCCACGUAUAUAUUAGUGUCAACACAAAAAAUUAAAGGCAUAAAAAAAUUAUGUCAAACGAAAUUCCAAAUAAGCGUAUAAUGACGACUUGUAGUAAUGUAUCAGAGCAAGCACAUCAUGUUUCAAGAGCAAAACGUGGACAAGCAAUAGGAAGUAUAAGAGGUUUUCGAGGGUGUACGGUUUGGUUAACAGGCCUUUCUGGUGCAGGAAAAACUUCUAUAGCUUUUCAAGUUGAAGCUAUUUUAGUUAAUCAUGGAAUUGCUGCUUAUGGACUUGAUGGAGAUAAUGUAAGGAGUGGUUUAAACUGCAACCUUGGUUUCAGCAAAGAAGAUAGAAAAGAAAACAUAAGAAGAGUCGCAGAAGUAGCUAAACUAUUUGCUGACAGUGGACAAAUUUGUUUAUGCAGUUUUGUAUCACCAUUUGAAGAGGAUAGACAAAUGGCAAGACAGAUCCAUAAAAUGUCGGAUCUUCCAUUUUUUGAGGUCUUUGUUGAUACACCUCUUAAUGUGUGUGAAGCUAGAGAUACAAAAGGAUUAUAUAAAAAGGCACGUCAGGGGACAAUCAAAGGUUUUACUGGAAUAGAUCAAAUGUAUGAAAGGCCAGUAAAUCCUGAUUUAGUGGUAAUCACUGAAAACUGUACUCCAGAAGAAUCCGCUGCAACUGUUAUUGAUCUUCUGGAGAAACAGUGUAUUAUACCAGUGCUACAAAAACCAUCUAUGCCAAUACGGGAGUUAUUUAUUCCAGAGUCACGAAUAUCUUCUGCCAAAACAGAAGCAGCCACGCUUCAGAGUUUAGAAAUUAGCGAAAUAGAUGUGCAAUGGCUCCAGAUUUUAGCAGAAGGUUGGGCUGCACCUCUUACUGGUUUUAUGAGAGAACAUCAAUAUCUCCAGACUCAACAUUUAAAAUGUCUCCUUGAAGAUGACAAGGAAGUUAAUCAAUCUAUUCCAAUAGUCCUUGCAAUACAUACAGAAGACAAGGAACGUUUGAACGGACUUUCGGCUUUUACAUUGAAAUACAAAAAUAAAGCUCUUGCAAUAUUACGUAGGCCUGAAUUUUAUUUUCACAGAAAAGAAGAAAGAUGUGGUUGGCAGUUUGGUACUAACAAUUUAGGCCAUCCAUAUGUAAAAAUGAUACAUGAAUCUGGAGACUGGUUAGUGGGCGGUGAUAUAGAAGUUAUUGAAAGAAUUAAGUGGCAUGAUGGUUUGGAUAAAUAUAGAUUUACGCCAAAUGAAAUUAGAUCGAAGUGUAAAAAAAUGAAGGCUGAUGCUGUAUUUGCAUUUCAACUUAGAAAUCCAAUACAUAACGGUCAUGCUUUGUUAAUGCAAGAUACUAAAAAACGUUUAUUAGAAGAAAGAGGGUUUAAAAAUCCUAUUCUAUUGUUGCAUCCUUUGGGUGGUUGGACAAAAGAUGAUGAUGUACCAUUGCAUACCAGAAUUUUACAACAUGAAGCUGUACUUAAUGAGGGAGUUUUAGAUGCAAAUUCUACAUUAUUAGCAAUUUUUCCAAGUCCAAUGAUGUAUGCUGGACCAGUUGAAGUACAAUGGCAUGCAAAAGCUAGAAUGAAUGCUGGUGCUAAUUUUUAUAUUGUUGGAAGAGAUCCUGCUGGUAUACCGCAUCCUAAUAAAAACGCAACACCUGAUGGAAAUCUUUAUGAUCCUACUCAUGGAGCUCGAGUUCUCUCGAUAGCUCGGGGUUUACAAUCACUGGAAAUUAUACCAUUUAAAGUUGCAGCAUAUGAUAAAAAAUAUAAAAAAAUGUCUUAUCUUGAUGAAAAACGAAAAGAAGAUUUUGAAUUUAUAUCAGGAACAAAAAUGCGUUGUUUAGCAAAAGCAGGUGAGAAUCCACCUGAUGGUUUCAUGUCACCUAAAGCAUGGUUUAUUCUUGCACAAUAUUAUCAAAAUCUAGAAAAAUAAAAAUUUAUUAAAAAAUCAUUACAAAUUCUUAACACUUUAAAAUAAAGUAUUCAUAAAAUAAAAUUAAUAUUUUAAAUGUUGGAAAAGAUUAAGUAAAAAUAAUAUUGAAACCUGAUGUAAUAUUAAUAUUAUACAUUUAUAUAUUUGUACAGUUUUCUUGUACAGCACAAUUUCAAUGUUUAUCUGUUUUAGAUAAGUUAAUAUCUAUUUACAUUUACUCUUAACGUUUAUACGUUAAUUUUAUUUUAUAUAAAUAUAAAAUUCAAUUAUAUUUUUCAUAAAAAUUUUAUAAAAAUAUAUAUAAUAUAAA
Messenger RNA from Frieseomelitta varia, 2826 nucleotides. It is a transcript of the gene Papss, whose product is annotated as bifunctional 3'-phosphoadenosine 5'-phosphosulfate synthase-like. NCBI's taxonomy places the organism in Eukaryota, Metazoa, Arthropoda, Insecta, Hymenoptera, Apidae. Gene Ontology annotation, biological process: 3'-phosphoadenosine 5'-phosphosulfate biosynthetic process; sulfate assimilation. Gene Ontology annotation, molecular function: sulfate adenylyltransferase (ATP) activity; ATP binding; adenylylsulfate kinase activity. Bases 654 to 2516 code for a protein of 620 amino acids. The record is from RefSeq and is a predicted model, not a curated record. The transcript is spliced from 6 exons.